CUUAGAGGUCUCCCUAUUCGACUCAGCCCCAGCAGGGGCAACAGGAGCAAAGGUGGCGGAGGAGGCGUAAGGGGUAGAAUCGAGAGAUAUAAUUCCGAGAGGGACUCGAUGCGGCAAAUGCGGCGAAUGCGCUGAAUGCGUUGAAUGCGACGGUAGGCAACGUCAUGCGCUCUGAAAGCGACCGCAACCCUCCCGUUAGUGAACGCGGCGACGUCAGGGGGUGCGCAACUCGUGCCCGCGAACGAUUGCGCGCGCGCAGACGCGCGAGCGUACGCUCGAUCGCUCGCUCGCUUUUCACACACGAAAAAGAGCCUCCUCGACAGCGGAGAGGAACGGUGGUAACGUUGGCCACCGAGCCAACACGGAGGUGUGUACGCACGCUCGUAGCUCCGUCCGCUGAAAAGGUGGGAGUCGCAGUGUAUCGAGGUUGUGCAGUGUUGCUUGCCGCGCAGGUGGUAUAACACUCGCCGUUUCUACGAUAGGAUCCUCACACAAAAUUUUUACCGAAAAAUCGUUCGCGUUACCGCGCGUCCUCGUUACCGUCGUUACUUUUCAUUUUCCACGGGUCGCGUCGUCCGCGAAGCGAUCGUCCACCCGUUCCCCUACGACCUGCGUGAACCCGUGCCCGUCGAACCUCGCGAAGAACAAGGAGUGCAUCGCGUACACCGCGACGAAAGGGCCAAACAACAUCCCAGGGAACGAGGAUCGCGAACACGAAGACAGCAGCGUCGAAUGUUCUUACGUGGCACGGCGCGCGAUCGAGAACGAAGGUUGAUGCUGGAAUUGCCGCGCAAUACGGAAACACAGCUGCGAUUGAACGCUAGAUCCAAGCCCAAGUCGCGAUCGAGAUCAAAGCCAAGGUCCAAGAAGAAGUCGGGUUCGGAGCUGGAACCGGAAACGGAGCUGGAGGCAACGUUGCGUUUGCGAUCGAGAGCAGCCUAGCCCAACCCGAUCCCACGUCGAGCGGAUCAAAACGGUUCGGUGGAUUGCAAGGAUACCGUGAGAAUCUCACGCUAGGCAAUAAUAGUCGGGACUCUCCCUCGAAAGGGGAUCGUUUUAUCACAUAUCGAAGCUCAUAUCGACCAUAUACGGACACACGUUUCGUUUCUACGCGCGUAACCAGCAACAGCGUUUGAUACGAAGUGGUGUCUCGAGCUUGGGGUUCCCCCGAGCCGCGUCCAUCCCCUACACCAGGAACAGUCGCGAAUCGUACUCUAAUAUUCUUUGCUGUGGUGCCUAAAUAACAUAAGUAAAGAACAAACUAGUGCCUAUACAACGUAUGCGCAAUAAAAAUAUAUCAAACGUAACGACUAUCGAAACAUAAUUAACGUCAGGGAUUAAUCUCUGAUCUUUGAUCGAAUGAUUGAUGGAAGGAACGUCCAUCCACCUUUCACGCGAGGGCGUCCGAUCGCGCUAGACGCGUACGGUGUAAACGUAAUCGCGAUCGUUAACGACGAUUCGCUCCUGUCAGCUGGACGAUGAAGUUCGUAGGAGAAUUAUGAGACUCGGGUUCCGAAGGGGACACUCGACCAGGCUCGUUCCGUUCCACGGAUAAGGGAAGAGAGUCGAGUUGACCUUCUGCGCCCCGUGUGCUCAAUCGAUCGAUUUCAUUGGAUCUUCCUUACGUCGCGUCUGCCCCCGAGACUCCUGGGGCACCUCGAAACCGAUUAUUUUCGGGUGCAGAAUCGUCAACAUACGCGACAAUGUCUCGUUUAAUGCUGUGCAAUCUCGGAAACACGUCCACGGCGGGGAACGACACGAAUAACAAUGCGAACACGAACAGUAGCAUGGAGGACGACGACUAUUAUCCGCUGCCUACUAUUUAUCGCUGCCGUGCACCUAUAGCGAGUCUGGAUUGCAUGGAAGAGUUCAACGGCGGCGGUGGCGUCGGAGGCGGCGGUGGAGGCGGCGGAGGCAAUGUGGAUAGUGGCGUGCACUGCAGCAAUACCGCUGGAACGAAGGAACAGCUACUGACUAACUGCAUUGCCGCACAAGCGCAACGCUUACAGCAUCCCUCGCCAGGUAUUCGCUACCGCAACUUGGGCAAAAGCGGUCUACGUGUUUCCAAUGUUGGAUUAGGUACGUGGACGACGUUUGGCAUUGGGGGUUGCACUAGCGAGGAGGCAGCCGAGGCUGUGGUCGCCCUCGCCUACGACAGCGGCAUAAACGUGUUCGAUCUGAGCGAAGCCCACAGCGGGCAUCGGGCGGAAAUCCAGUUUGGACGAAUUUUGUUGCGCCGCGCUUGGAAUCGUUCCAGCUACGUCGUCACCACCAAAAUAUACUGGAAUACCAAGGCAGAGGGUCGUGGACUUUCGCGCAAACACAUAAUCGAGUCGGUGCAGGCGUCCUUGGUUAGGCUGCAACUCUCCUACAUCGACAUAGUGAUGAUUCACAAGGUCGACCCAAUGUGCCCCAUGGAAGAGAUAGUGCGCGCCAUGAAUUACGUGAUAAGCAAAGGGUGGGUGAUGUACUGGGGAACGUCACGUUGGACACCGGUGGAGAUCAUGGAGGCUUACACGAAUUGUCGUCAAUUUAACUGCGUUACACCGAUCGUCGAACAGGCCGAGUAUCAUCUGUUUUAUAGGGAAAAGCCAGAACUCUACAUGCCCGAGUUGUACAACAAAAUAGGGGUGGGUCUGAUGGCAUGGUCCACGGUCACGAUUGGCAUGGUUUCUGCGAAACCAGAGGACUACGGGGUCUCCUUCCUGUCGAGGUCCUCUUACAAGAAUAAGUAUUCGUCGUUCAGUUGGACGGAGGACGAAACGCAAUCCUUGUACAAAGAGCAGGAAUAUGGCUGGAAAGAGAAGUCUGGCGAGGACGAGACGCGAAAGUAUUCAGACAAAUUGCGGGACGUGUGCGCUCUCGCCGAAAGACUAGGCUGCUCUUUCGGACAGCUGGCCAUCGCGUGGUCCUUAAAGAAUGAAAGUGUUCAGUGCCUUCUCCUCGGUGCAUCAAACAUAGAUCAACUGUACGAGAGUCUUCAGAGUUUACAGCUGAUCCCGAAAUUGAACGCCAACAUAAUGACCGAAAUCGAACGGAUUCUCGACAACAAACCGUCCCGACCACCGAUGAUCUCGACCCUGGCGCUCAGAUGACAAUCAAUUUGCCCUCACGGAAGCGGUGGGGGCUCGCUAGAGGACGGCGGCAGCCCGAAAAGCGAGGGCGCCAACAGUCAGGAUCAGGAGCAGACCAAGGAAAUGACCGGCAAACUACCGUUUUGCGAGAUACAAUGAAACACCGAGUACGCGUUCACGUAUACGUUGUUCGUGCACACUUUCAUCCUGACCGAGUCGAUCUAGGCUCGGGGCAGAACCGAGAUAUCUUACAACCGAGACGUAAACGAAAAAAAAAAAAAGAAAAUAACGAAACGAAAGCGUUGUGAACACACACGACGAAAACAAAGCAAUGGGGACGACGAUUUUCCAAGUAUGCGCUCGUUUAGGGGUGGCGUGUCCCUGAAAGCGCGGGUGGUGUUCCCGCGUGAAUGAAUCGACGACAAUACUUACGAUUACGGUUAACGACUGCGAUUGCGUUUAUAAUUGCAACUCGAUUGAUCGAAAAAAAAAAAAGCGUCGAGUGUUCGACGGACGGGGGAAUAUAUCCUUUCAUCGGAAACGAUUAAACGAUUUUUACCUGCGCAGCCACACGCGAUUCCUCUCUGUUCGCGAUUGAUGCUCGUGGAUGUACACGGGUGCUGAUAUAUAAAACACACAGAUUUAAAAAAAAAAAAAUGAAACGAUAUUUCGAUUGAAAAUCGCAUCGCGUCAGCUUUUUUGUUUUUUUUUGUUUUUUGUUUUUUGUUUUUUUUUAUAGGAAAGAGACGACGACGAGCCGUGAUUUUUCUACGAAGAGUCCGCGUGUCGAAUCUCUUCUGUUCACGAUUCACUACGCCAAGUGUUCAUUAAAGCUAAAUAGUAUGAUGUAGCGCCAUCCGUUACGGCCGUAGUGAACGGUAUAUCAUCGCAAACUACUGUUUUCCGCUCUGUGAGACACUCGUUCCGUCGUUUUGCCGUUAACACGAUUCCUCCCUGGCUCGAGAAAGAGCGAUUAUUUAUUACGCGCGGCAAAGAUGAUUGCGAGGGACGUCCUGUUCGCGUAUACUUGGUGGAACAAAUGUAGCGGUCUAGAAUGUUGCCCGGUGGGGAUCGUUUGGAUUUUGGGACUCUCCGGGAACCUUAGAAAUCUCGAAGUAAACGCUAAGGAGAUCAAGUGAUAGAACCGUGUGACUAACAGAACUGUUGUCACGCUGGGGCGAACCUAUUCAGCGAUUGGUUAACACUUUACCUAUUUGCAGCCCUUUGGCUUUUUAAUUCCAGCGUCUACCUACCCCAGACAUGACCCAGAGCCUUGUGAACCAUGAAUAUGGUCGUUAAUAAUACUCAUAAUACUCAAGUUGGGGAGGCAGUCAGGACCCUUGAUAUACUGUAUGCACAAGGUCAGCAUAGAUUAAUAUGUGAGGGUUGAAGAAUCAUAGCAGUGCACGUCAACGAAAAUGAAAAUUGCAGCAUCAUAUCACUUCUCAAAUUUUUAUUUUACUUAUACUUGCACCGCUAUGAUUCUCAGCCUGUAAUAUACUACUACGCCUGCCUUCUAGGUUUUGUUCAAAUGUUAAGGAAUUUCAUGAACAGGUAAAGCGUUAACAGACUACUCGAAAUUGACUCGAGCAGAUCGCUGUACGAUAAAACCUCGCUAAUCUGGAUCAAUCGAGGUCUCGGAGCAGAAGGUAGCUUCAAAAUUGCAGAAGAACUUGAAACUUAACGAUACGUGCUUUGCUGAUCGACAGCGUUUACAAGUUUAUAACUUACAUAAGAACUCGAAUGAAGGUGAGCUACGGGUAGCGGCGAAGUAGUGCCUCGGUCAUCGUUAACCGGGGGUCGAGCACCUCGAAGACUACGAAUAGAAUAAGAGAAACACGAACAGUCUAAUAGAUACUACUCAUCAUUCUACCAAUCGAAUAAUCAAAAAUUCGUCUUUGCCAAUCCUCCUCCACGUUUUCAAACAAACUUUUAGAUUCUUAUAAUAUUCUUCGAUGCUGUACGAAUAAUCUGACGCGCACGUUUUUCGACCACUCUUUUCGGUCAUCUUCCGCCGUACGAGAAUAUCAAGAAAACCCGAUAAGGAAAAAUAUAAAUAGUUCUCGAGUAACGUAUAAAUAAAUUUUAUCGAUAUCCAAAAGUCGCGUGUAUUGCGAAGAUCGUGCUAGAUCAACCGAAGAUUAGCGAGGUUUUGCGGUAUCUGUUCCACCAGCUAUAUCGUUCGCGAGCUCUAGUCGUUCAGGAUACGGUUUCGAGACAGCGAGACGCGUCGGAGCACCGCUACGAAGACAACAUUGUGAGAAUUUCACGUCAAGUGUUUCAUCUAGUUUUUAACGCAUCGAUUCGAACAUCUAUCGCCGCUCAUGGUGGGUCGAGAAUGACCCACGGUCCUUUCCCAUGUACGUGAAGCGUGUAUAGCACUCGCCGUACCGUUCGUUUAUCGGAAAAGGACAGCAGGGUCAGCCAGCCAGCUACCUAGGACCCUCUUGCUAGACAGCGACCGUUUAACCCGGAUAUUACCCCGCUAUUCUUCCUACAUUCGCUUCGAUUAACAAUCAACUAUACAUAUAUAGUGUAAUUUUUUGUAAAUAAAAAUACAAUUUGCUCCACACGCGACGAAAUUUACUAAAACACUCUACGACGGCGACGUUCAGUCCCUGCUAGCUAUAUUUAGACUUUCUACUGUUCUUUUAAAAGGACGACGGUAAUAUCUGGGUUAAUAUUCGGACACCACGAACGCUUUGCACCCUAUUGUAUAUGUAUACGUAAGCUUAAUACUGUUUUAGAGAAUUAAUUCUUCCUCGACGAGCCACGUUUGCUCUGCAUGAUAGAAACAUGAGAUGUAGCGGAAUCUGGAAUCUGAAUUCAAGCAGGAGGUUGCGAUAAAAUUUGUUUAUUUCAUUCGCAUAUUUUCCAGUGUGGUUAAUAACAACGGCGAUGAUAUCUAAUCUCGGGUAGAUGCUAUAUUACUAAUUUCCUGAGAUAUAUAUGAGUCCGUGGUCUUAUCAUGCAGAGCAAGUGCUUUUGCAAAGAACCAUUUGCCGAAGAGUCAAGCAUCGAUAUCUGGACGAAAAAGACAUCCUAAGGGGCUAAGCAAUAAUAGUUUUCAAUGAUUAUUAAUUCAAUUAACGAACAAUUCAGCGUAUUGAUGAACGAUUAAUUCCCGAAGCUCGCGUCUAUGUACAAGAUCGACGAGGUACGAGGCAUCACUGUGUCCGAAUAUCGAUACAGGUCGCCGUAGCUCGCUGGCCAGGCCACCGUAGAUAGGUAAACCUACGUAGACGGGUAAAUAGGUAAGUAGGUAGACGCGCGUAGUCGAGGAUAAUUAGCUAGGUAAGUAUUGUACAUAAGUAGAUAGCGAUAGGGAAGCACGAACGGCGGUAAGCGAGGCAUCAAAAGUACGAAAACGAGAGAACAAACAUUGCGGGUUGGGCGCGAGAACCGCUCUAUAUCGUGGGACGAACAAUGAAAGAAACGUGGAUUUUAAUUCGCGAUUCCUGCGCGAGUCGAUUACGGAAACCGCGUGCAAACCACACACAAAAAAAAAAAAGGAAGAACGUUUCUACUCUACGCUUAUUUCGUAUUACGUAAAUUCGGCGGAUUCGUUACUCUGCUAAUCACCUUUAUGCUAAAAAAGAAAACACCAAAAAAAAAAACACAAAAAUAAUAAGAGAUUAAAAAAUAAAUAAACGGCGUCCUUUUUUCAACGCGGCCAGGUUCUUUGAAUCAAAACCGUCCUUACGGCGCGGCGUAGCCACGCGAAGAAUCAUCGAGAUCAAGCUUGUGAAUUACCUGCUCGCGCGCGCCAGCUCAAAUUUCAACAAAUUUUUCGACCAGAUAUCAGCGAUCCAUCGUUGCACGCGCGUGGAAAUGUAGCUGCAUGAUCGAACGCGAUGGAACAGGAGAGCUGGGGAAUUAAGUGGUAGAGUGUAAUGCCAAAUGGGGUUGUUAACUGAGUUUGCGACAGGGGAUUACUUGCAGCGCUUUUCUAGAUUUUUUGGUUUAAUAGUGGCUCCAAUGGUACUUGUGUUCGCCGUGCGCUGAAAGACGCCGAGCAUUCUUUCGAAUAAAUUCCGAAAGCUAUUGUGAACAAUAACAGUCACUUUCGUUUGCUCCAAUUCGAUUAAAUGCAAUUUAUACGAGGAAUACAUCAUUUUCCAAUGGCCGGAGCGUAAAUAAAAUAUAAAAAAACGCGUGGUUUUCUAUUUGCAUACAAAGGAAGUUUCUACGUGUAACAAAAGUUUACGUAAAAAGAACGUUUUUGUUCUGAAACCUUUGAACUGGUUUAUGAAUAUAAAAACUGAAGCAUGAACGUUGUAUCCACGUGAAAAGUAAAGCAAAAUUGUUAACUUGUACAAUACCUUUCAUUUUAUAAUAUAAAAGUGUUGCAAGUGAUUCUAUUCGAGGGUGUGAACGAAUGCUUCGACUGAGAUUAAUGUAUUGAAAUGAAAAAUAGGACCAGGCUUGUGGUUACACCGAGACGCGUUAUUGUCGCGAUUAGGGGAUCGGUAUUCGGCGAUUUUCUUAAAUCCCAAACGUGUGUUCCAACAGUGAUAAGAAAUCUCGUCGGUACGGUACUGAUAGGGAUUCAAUUAAGUGUCGCCAUCCGACCGAUAUUAAAUAUCGAUCGAACCGGUCGACUCGCGUCGAUUACUGUUAUUUCUUAAACACCGUUCCGAUACGUCACGAUCAAUAAUGUUUUCCACGAAUGUUUUUAUCGAAAUAACGAAAAAUGCGAUAACAUUCGCAAACACGCACUACUGUAUUCGCUGCGACACUAACAUAAAAAAAAAAAAAAAAAAAAAUGGCAGCUAAUUGUACAGAUUCCGAGGGGAAACUAAAAAAGGAUCGGAUGAGAAAUCAAACUGUUGAAUUAGUGCGGCAGAGACGGGGCGAAAUUCUUAUCUGGAUUCCAGUUUCGAAUAACGAAUAAGGGAUACAAACAUCGAACAACGAAUAAAAACAACUGUUCACCUGUUACUCGUUAAAUUAAAAUUAGACUUCGAAUUGUGGAUUACUCUGCGAUGAAUGAAGGAUUUAAUAAAUUUCCACGCGUUGGCUUUAUUCGUUAUUCGUUACUCGAAUUAAAUUUUGCCCGUCUCUGCGUAUGAGCCAUGUUUCGCGGAGUGGUUGUUGAGGUUAAUGAACGGAUGAUAUUAAAAAAUUAUGAUCAAAAAUGGGACAGCGCGAAUAUGAGAUACAGCGAGUGGUCUGGAGCGAAGAAUCGCGACGAUACGAAACUUUUUUAAGUGGUUGACGAAUGAUCGACUCCUCGAGGGCAUUUCUCGUCGCUUGGAGGGGUAGUCGAGCCUCGCAAUAUUAAAUAUCGACCCUUCUUUAACCUCGAGUUUGAAAUAUAUAUACAUUAAUAUCAAUCUAGGCUCAUAAAUUCAAUUUAAUUAAUGAAUCGAUUUAAUAAUGUCAAUUAUUUCAAUUCAAUCAGGCCACUAAAUACGCAAAAAAAUUACAACAUUUGAAACAUAGUAAGAAAUGAUUAUUUAAUGAUUUCGAGGUUCGUCUACCUGCUCAAUUCGUCGAUUAGAGUCGACAGGUAUCGCGUAUAUUUUGGCGGCGCGUCGUAGGUAGGUAGAUGGACAAACGCGCACGAAAGACGUCUGCUUUGCAGACAGUCAUCGGUUAUCUUAUCUCGAUAAUGAAACAAGGACUACCUGACCAUUAUCGCAAAUUAUUAUCGUGCACCCAUCACACAAAAACAGGUGAAGAAUGGUGUUGAUUAAAUUGGCCCGAGACAAGAUGUAAUCCUUAUUACGUGUCUAAGAAUCGACUCGAUCUCUAUCUUAUAGUGGCGCGUGGUCUAGGAAGAAUGUUAUAUACCGAUAACGGGUCAAAUCGGCGACGCCAGAAUGUAACCGAAACAAUCGUGACAUUCGGCGAUCCUAAAGCCUCGUUGCAAAUAUAUUCCACGCACAGGACAUAAGAAAAAAGUCGCGAUAGCAUUAUCUGAUUAUCGAAAAGCGCUUAAGUGGAUAAAUAAGAUUGUCGACACAGUUUCUUGAUAUUUUUACUAUUUUUAGACGAUGAAUUGACACAAUCGUGUGUUUAAUUAUUGUUAAUAAAUUGCUAAUAACGAAGACUCGACCAUUACCCACUACAAAUGGUACAAAUGGCUAUAGAAUGUCUACAAGCUUAAAGAUCUCUCUCGCAUGAGCAAUAGCCACUCGUUAUACUACAUUAAAGGCUUGAUUUACAUUGAAGAAAGCAUAAUGGUCAUAGAAUGUCUACAAGCUUAAAGAUCUCUCUCGCAUGAGCAAUAACCACUCGUUAUACUACAUUAAAGGCUUGAUUUACAUUGAAGAAAGCAUAAUUCAUUAAAAUAAUACAGUAUAACGUACUACCGUUUGUACUAAUAUUUGCUAUAUAUCAACAUAUUCUACAUUGUCAGAGCGACAACCAGUGUUUUUAAGAAGUGAUACUAAUUUCUCUGGCCGUCACUGUAUAUGUCACGCGCCCACACAUCUACCUACCUACUUAACAUAUUCGCAUACGCAGAAUUUCACGUGUUGGCGGGACCAUACCAUUCGUUUGACGUACACCGUAAUUUAUUUAAUUAACUCUCGGUUGCUAGUGGCGUGCGUGUUAAUUGUACGCGUCGUCGCGACGUCGCUUCCAAGUAUCAAUGUUGCAAUAACCACCGGACGCCAACACCGUUUUUUCCAAAGCUUUUCGCUAUAUACUUUGUAUCAGUGUUGGACAAACACCGUAGUCCGAUUAACGAUUAACGAUCACGAUCGCCAGUGAUCAAUCCGAUCCAGCGAUCGAACGAUUCAUGAUUAUCCGAAUGGUAUCGAGCGCGCGCACGAUACGCUCCUCGUUAAUCGUUAAUCUCGAAACAAUUACACUUUUUGAUUAUGGUUGAAACGAUAAGUUAAUAAAAAUGUUCCGAUGAAACAACAAAAAAAAAAAAAAGAAAGAGAAAAAAGAAAGAAGAAGAAGAGAGAUAAGCUGGUUAAAAGUUAAAAAUAAAUCUUUCAUUCAACGAUUGCGAAUUACUUAAUUAAUUAUUGUAUUUACAGAUUAUAAAUGUUACUUAUCAUUAACGUUUAUCAUUAGCACGAAUUACUUUUAGUUAAACCGUCACGAGUGUAAUCACAGAAUGAUCGAUGACUGCCCAACUUUGCGCACAUCCAGCCAUCGAAAGGUUUGUAAAGACUCAACGUUAAAAAUUUCGACCUGACACGUUCGAGGUAGACUUCUUUCGGUCGGAUUUUGUCUAACAACUUUGCCCUAAUCUGGACCUAUGAAUCACAUAAAUAUAAUUCGCGACUUUGAUCUUGAAUCCUAAUGCUUUCGGACAAAAAACCGACACGGUUAGCAUGUCUUCGCCGAUUAAUCGAUUGCCCUGCUGAAAAGGUUUUCUCAUGAUCGAAUUAAUUCGUCGAAUGUAAAAAUAAAUUAUUCUUUAUUAAGAAU
Molecule: messenger RNA, 10466 nt
Organism: Hylaeus volcanicus
Lineage: Eukaryota; Metazoa; Arthropoda; Insecta; Hymenoptera; Colletidae
Gene: Hk
Product: voltage-gated potassium channel subunit beta-2
Exons: 9
Coding region: 1704-3095 (463 amino acids)
Biological process (GO): potassium ion transport; regulation of potassium ion transmembrane transport
Cellular component (GO): cytoplasm; voltage-gated potassium channel complex
Molecular function (GO): voltage-gated potassium channel activity; potassium channel regulator activity; transmembrane transporter binding
Source: RefSeq, a predicted model, not a curated record